Nymphaea colorata (pocket water lily) is the source of this 5313-nucleotide messenger RNA. RefSeq names its product disease resistance protein RPV1-like. Bases 1085 to 5146 code for a protein of 1353 amino acids. Lineage: Eukaryota; Viridiplantae; Streptophyta; Magnoliopsida; Nymphaeales; Nymphaeaceae. The transcript has 4 exons. Gene Ontology annotation, biological process: signal transduction; defense response. The record is from RefSeq and is a predicted model, not a curated record. Gene Ontology annotation, molecular function: protein binding; ATP hydrolysis activity; ADP binding.
AACCAAAGCGGCCCAUUCAAAUCUGCGUUUAAGGAUCAUCAAUCCAACAAGAAGCAGGACCAAGAGGAGGUGAGGAAAUGGAAGGAAGCAUUGAAGAAAGUCGGAAACUUCUCUGGCUUCAAUCUGAUCAAAGACAUGAAUGGGUCCAUCUCUCUCUCUCUCUCUCUCUCUCUCUCUAGAACAAUUAAAGUUUAAUCACUUCUCUCUCCAAAUUUAAAGUCUAACCAGGCGGAUGCUUUGUUGUCUAUAGCUUUUCAGUCGCUUGCUUCCCUUCAUAUGUUAUUCAGAUGCUUAUUUUCGCUUCCAUUCAUAUGUUAUUCAUAUGCUUAUUUCUGCUUGUUUUGUCCCAACAUCAUGUUUGGCUAGUAUUUUAGAUCUUUUUCCUUUAAAAUGAUUAUUUUAUCAGCUAUAUUAAUGCAACGCAUCCUUGACUUUCUCAAAUUCAUUUUAAACUUAAUUACUUUACUUAAUUAACCCGGACAUAUCCUUAACGCUACUAACAGUUAAAAGUGAGAAACUUUAAGACGUGAGCUUUGUGUUGAAAGAUUUAAUUAACAAUCAACAAAAAAAAAAAAAUCAUGUUUUCCCAAAAAGCAUGUAUAAGAUUUUAUGAGAAAUCUAAAAUUAACGGACACAAAUUUUCUUCUGAAAAUUUCUUAAUUACCAAUGAACAGAGGACUAUUUGAUCAAUUUUCAUGCUCUUGCUUAUAAAAAUCACAAGCAUGCUGUUAGGUUUAUGAGGAAAUUGUUUAUAAAUAUUUAAAAUGUACUAUUUAUGUAUAAUCUGAGAGUACUUGAGCGUAAAGUAGCUAUUUUCUCAGUGACCAACUUAAUAUAACUAAAAUGUUUAUUUGCGUGAACCAGUGAAGACUUACGGAUGAGUGAGACCAAACGUUCAAACAUAUGGAUGAAUGUGGAAAACUGAUCAAAGAAAGGUGUUAAUUAACUGGAUGAAGCAUAUUAUGGAAAAACCUUUUUAUUGUAAACAAUCAAUAAAUACAGGUAUGCAAAUAGCCAAAUAUUCAAUUUGGAUCUGCUAAAGGAGCAUAAAUUCAUUUUUCCUAUUGUUCAUAAAUUGUCAAGCAUGCGACAAAUUAAUACUUGCAGGGAUGAGACAAAGCUAAAGCGUGCAGUCAUUGAGAGAGUGUCAACCAUACUAAACAAGAAGCCAUUCGAAGUAGCAAAGCAUCCAGUCGGAAUUGAAACUCGUGUUCAUGACGUGAAGAAAAUGUUGGAGAAUGGAAGCAAUAUUAAUGGUGUUCAUGUGGUUGGCAUCCAUGGUAUGGGGGGUCUUGGAAAAACAACGAUUGCCAAGGCUGUUUACAAUGACUUAGGCGAAGGAUUUAAUGGCGCCACUUGUUUUAUUUCAAAUGUUAGGGAAAAUGCUGGACAACCCAAUGGAUUGGUCAACUUACAAAAACAGUUCAUUGAAGACAUCUUGAAAGAAAAAAAUACAUUCUUACGUGAUGUUGCACAAGGAAAAAAUGUGAUCAAAGACAGGGCCAGUCGUAAAAGAGUUCUACUGGUCUUAGAUGAUGUUGACAACAUAAAACAACUUGAUGCAUUGGCUGGUGGGAGAGAUUGGUUUGGAUCAGGAAGCGUGAUCAUAAUAACAACUAGAGAUGAGGGGGUACUGCUAGCCCACAACGUGAAACAAGAUGAAAUUUACAAGCCACAAGAACUGAAUGAAGAUCAAUCUCGAGCAUUAUUCAUGUUUCACGCAUUUGAUGGUGAACAACCACAAGGAAAAUAUGUCCAAUUAUCAAAUGAAGUUGUUGCAGCAGCUGGUGGGUUGCCCUUAACCGUCGAAGUUAUCGGAUUGCUUUUCUCUGAUAAAAAGAAUGUACAAGAAUGGAAAGAUACAUUAGAGAAGCUGAAAAAGAUUCCCCCAAGGGAAGUCCAAAAGAGAUUGAAGCUAAGCUAUGACAAUUUAGAGGACUUGGAGAAGAAAUUAUUUCUAGAUAUUUCAUGUUUUUUUAUAGGUGAGAACAGGGAAAAUGCUACUUACAUGUGGGAGGGUUGUGGCUGGUUCCCAAAUGCAGCAAUUAUGGUGCUUGUACGAAGGUCUCUCAUUAAGAUACGUGUGAUCAAUAAGAUGGAUGAGAAAUAUGAACUAUUUGAGAUGCAUGAUCAAAUAAGAGACAUGGGGAGAGCCAUAGUUGACGAAGAAUGCUCUCGAAAGCUUCAGAAGAAGAGUAGACUGUGGAAUAACCAAGACUCUUGGGAUUUACUUCAAAGAAAGGGACCAGGGACUAUUGAUGCUGAAGGGAUUCGGAUAUUGCGGAAGGACAAAUUGUUCAAUGAGAAUUAUUGUACAGUUAGUGCUGAAUGCUUUGAAAGCAUGCCCAACCUGAGAUAUCUUCAAGCUGAACAUGUCAACUUCCAUGGCACAUUUCUAUGUUUUCCUACAGAUCUGAAAUGGUUGCGGAUGAGAAGUUGCCACUUUGACUCCCCGCCAUCUGAUUUUAAUCUUGAGAAGCUUGUCAUCCUUGAGCUCUAUAAUACCAACAUGGCCCCAAUUCUUAUAAACCAAGUGUCACUGAGAUUAAAGGCCUUCAAAAGAUUGCAAGUUCUGUCACUUCAUCGAGUGGAAACAAAGAUUACCCUUGAUUUCACGAAUACGCCUAGCUUAGUGAAAUUGAAAUUUUUUGAUUGCUCAGCAUUAACUACAAUUGAUGAAUCAAUUGGGAAACUCAAGAACUUGACACAUUUAAGCACUCCCAACUGUAGGCUUCUACGGAAAUUACCAGAUUCAGUUUGGCGAUUGAGUUCGCUUGAGGUCCUUAAUAUUUCUGGUUGUUUCAAUUUUUCCUCUUUGCCAGAGCGAUUGGGAGAGUUGGGAUCACUGAAGAAGCUUGAUCUCAGUUACACACGUAUAAAGAAGCUACCUGAUUCCAUUUGCCGGUUAAGUUCUCUUGAAGUGCUUUGUUUGCUACUUUGCUUUGAACUUUGUUCUAUACCGGAAGGCUUAGGGGACAUGAAGUCAUUAAAGAAGAUUGACCUUUCUUGGACUGGCAUUGAGGUCAUACCUGAUUCUAUUGGACAACUUACCAACCUUGUUGAGCUAUCUUUAUGUUACUCAAAAAGCUUGGACAGCUUACCCGAUUCCAUUUGCCAGCUAAAGUUGUUGAAAUCGCUUAAUGUUAUUGGGUGUCUUUCUCUCUGCUCCUUGCCAGAAAAACUAGGACACAUGGAGAAACUGGAGGAGCUUAUUCUUGACAAUACCAAAAUAGAGAUCAUACCUGAUUCAGUUGGACAGCUUAAAAGCCUUCGCCUGCUAUCUUUGCAAGGUUGCAAGCUCCUGAAAGCAUUACCUAUUUCCAUGAGACAAUUGAGCUCCAUACAACAGCUGAAAAUGUAUGGAACCGGUUUAAAAAACUCUAAGAACGACCUUCCACUUGUUGCAGCAAUUAAUAUUAUUGAAUUGACAAGUUCAACUUGGGAGUUACUUGGCUUGUAUGACCAAUCUCACAAAACCUUAGAAAUUCUUCACUUGAAGGAUGCUAUAAUUGAAGAGUUGCCGGAUUGUGUUGGCAGGAUGGAAAACCUCAAGAAGCUGCAGCUAGAAUGUGAAAUGCUGAAAGAAUUGCCCUGUAGGAUUGAAGGGUACUGGGAAAAUCUUACUCAAUUAGAGGUUAGAAGCAUGCAUCUAAAAGCUCUGCCUGACUGCAUUGGGUCGCUCAAGCAACUUCGUCAGUUGAGUCUCAAGUGUGAGAACCUCAAAGCUUUACCCAACUCAUUUGGGUCACUGAAACAGAUGCAUAUGUUGGAAUUGAAGUGCGUGAACCUCGAAGUUCUACCAGAUUCGAUUGGAGAGCUGGAAAAUGUUGCCUUCUUCAAAAUUAAAUCAGCAAAAUUGAAAGGCCUACCAAACUCGAUUGGAUUGCUAGGAAGCGUUAAUACGUUGGUGCUACAUUGCAUGAGCCUGGAAGCUCUACCUGAUUCGAUUGGACGUUUGCAGAAACUUACAGAAUUUAAGGUGUCGUCUAACAGUCUUGAAGCUGUACCUAACUCCAUUGGUUCGUUAAAACACAUUUGGGGAUUAGAAUUAAAGUGCCCAAACCUCGAGAUUCUACCAGAUUCUUUUGGAGAAUUAGAAAGUCUUCAACGCUUUAAGGUGGACUCAAAUCGGCUCAAUUAUUUGCCCAAUUCUAUUGGUUCCCUAACAAGGAUUUGGUCCUUGAGCCUAAACUGCAUGAACCUUGAAGAUUUGCCUAACUCUAUGGAAAGAUUGCAAAGUCUUGAAAUUUUACAUUUACAUUGCUGUAAUUUUACAGCUCCACCUGCUUUCAUUGGACGAUUGGAAAAUCUUACGAUCUUCUCGUUCAACAGCAAUAAAUUAAAAUACUUGGAUGCAGCAAUUAAUGAGUCCUUAGGAAGGCUUCAUCAUCUAUAUCUAAGUGGUUGUGAGAACCUGGAAGGUAUAAUAGCUGCCUCUAUUCGACCAACAGGUUUGGCUUGCCUCACAUCCUUAGGGUCGCUUCAUUUGAAAGACUGCAAGAGGCUUGAGUACCUUCCUCAGGUUCCCUCUUCUCUACUCUGGCUUGAUGCUUCAGGGUGCACCAAUUUGAGAACUGUGUCGGAUAUUUCAAACUUGAAAACUUUGUACAGGUUGUGUUUGGGUGGUUGUAAGCUGCUUGAAGAUGUGCCUGGCCUUGAAAAUAUUUCACCAAACUUGGAAGUGCUGGAACUGCCUGGUCCUUGUGAUUUCAUGGGGUGUUGCCACUUUAAUCAUGAUUUAAAAAACAAAGUGUUGAAGCGGACAACUUUUGAAAACUUGGGAAGGUUGAAGAUGUCAGGAUCUUUUGUGCAAGGAUCGGCAAAAGGACAACAGCGGCUGCAAUUUAAACUCCCCAGGUUGCCAUUUAGUUGGUUGAGAAGAGCAUGGGUGAAGUUGGGCCUGGACAAGGUUCUCUCACCCAUCUGCAUAGCAAUCAUUGCCGAUAACGUUCCUGUGUUUGAGAAAAUUGCAGAAGUCGACGGUGCUGAAGUCGAAUUGAACUUAGAAGCAGAAAGCAUUGUGAACACAGGGAAGGAAGCACAUUGCUAUACAAUGCAAGUGACAAUGGAUGUGUCCCAACUACAAAAUGUAUUUGUACUUCUUGUAGAAAAUCGUCGGUACUACCGGUACUGUCAGUACUGGUAGUAGCUAUCACAUCCGGGGAAAUGGACGGUGUUUGCACUCAGAAGAGGCCAAUUCUUCCCAAGGAAAGUACUCCACAUGAUCAUUAUUAUAACAUGUCAAAUAUUGUGCAUCCAGGUCAAUGGUGCAGCCACAAAAAUUUUUUCAUAAGAUACUAAAUAUAUAGUUAA